UCGCUGAAUUUAUUGGAGUUUCAUUUUCCUGAUUUAUCUACGAGAGAGGCGAUAUCCCACAUCGCAUUUCGGUUUUUGUGAUUAUUAUUAUUACACUCUGAAGACAAAAUGGCUGUCGCAUUACCAAUGGAGUCUAACCCCGAGACUAUGAACCGAUACUUACAAAAAUUAGGUGUUCCAAGUAAAUGGCGUAUGGUAGACGUUGUGGGUCUAGAGGAGGACGCCUUAAGCUGGGUACCGCGUCCCGUACUAGCCGUGAUACUCCUCUUUCCGCUCUCCCCAAAUUACGAACAACAUCGUGCUCAGCAAGAGAGUGAGUUGCUGAAAAAAGGCAAUGAAGCCCCCAAAGAUGUCUUUUACUUGAAGCAAGUCCUCAGCAACGUUUGCGGAGCCAUAGCGUUGGUACAUAGCGUCGCUAAUAACACCAACAAGAUCGACCUCGAAGAUGGGCUUUUGAAGAAUUAUAUAAACGACGCCAAAAGUCUUGAUGCUGCGGGCAAAGGAGCUCUUUUGGAGAAUUCCGCAAAUAUUUUGCAAGCUUAUAAGGAAGCUGCAGAGUCAGCUGAUAAGACAAUAGAAGAAGAAAAUGAACCGGUUAAUUAUCACUUUGUAACAUUUAUUCAUAGAGACGGAAAUCUUUACGAAUUGGAUGGGCGUAAGUCUUCGCCUAUUAACCAUGGACCGACGACUGCUGAACGUCUUCUGGAAGACGCUGCAAAAAUAUGCCGUGAUUUCAUCGCUCGUGAACCAGAUAAUAUUGGUUUUAAUGUGGUAGCGCUUGUUCCUAUACAAUAGCUUCCAUGUACAUAGAUAAAACCUACCUAUAAAAUUUUUCUUUACUUAAAUGUUUUCAUUAUACUUUUUGUUUUCUCAUCUUAUUAAAGG
Molecule: messenger RNA, 885 nt
Organism: Pararge aegeria (speckled wood butterfly)
Lineage: Eukaryota; Metazoa; Arthropoda; Insecta; Lepidoptera; Nymphalidae
Product: ubiquitin carboxyl-terminal hydrolase-like
Exons: 1
Coding region: 109-795 (228 amino acids)
Biological process (GO): ubiquitin-dependent protein catabolic process; protein deubiquitination
Cellular component (GO): cytoplasm
Molecular function (GO): cysteine-type deubiquitinase activity
Source: RefSeq, a predicted model, not a curated record